Molecule: messenger RNA, 651 nt
Organism: Paramisgurnus dabryanus
Lineage: Eukaryota; Metazoa; Chordata; Actinopteri; Cypriniformes; Cobitidae
Source: RefSeq, a predicted model, not a curated record
AUGUAUUUUAUAGACACCUUUCAGGAAGCUCGGCUCAAACUUCCACAGGCAACUCUGAUGUCUGACUUGCAGACGGAUGAUGAUGACGAUGAUCGUCCAGCAUACACAAGAAGAAAGAACAGGGGGAACAAAAGAAACCACUCAACCCUGCUGACUGAAGUUUUUAAAGCACAAGAGGUCAUCAAGCAACAACUUGUCAUGGUUCUUAAAAAUCAACAAAAACAGAACAGUGCUCAGUCACAGAGUGAUGAAUUUCCAGACAUCAGUUCAUUCAACCUUCCUUUGUCAGAUUUAUCUGAUCUGGAAAGGCUUGAAAAUCAAAUUAAGGAUCAGCCAGAACACAUGAAGAAGUUGGUGACCUACUUUGGAAUUAUUGGGGGGUUUUCCACCAAAGAAGCUGUGUGGCGUAUCCUGGGAAAGCUUUUGGUGAACUCUUUGGCUAAAAAAAUUAACUGGAGUGGUGCAAACCAAAAAGUGGCAUUUCGUGCAUUGGCCCUCAGGACUGUUGUAGUCAAUGCAGUGAGGGCAAAUGCCCAUACCAAGAUGUCCACUGAUAAAGAAGUGGAAAAAUACAUAACAAGAUGGUUACAACUUGCUCCUGACAGGGAUGGAGGAAGGAAGGAAAGAGCUAAAUCAAAAUCUAACUUUUAA